AUGAAAAAUGCAAGUCUGAAUAUUCUGAUGCUAGAUUACUGGAACCGUGAUACCAACACAUGGGGAAGCGUGAACGAUUGGGAUUUUUACUGGAUCGAAAAACGACCUUCAAUGAUGUCAAUCACUAAACACGAUUCACAUACGGCCUUGGCUCAUGAGUUAAGGUGUUUGAAACAAGUAUAUGAAGAUAACCAUCCUGCCUAUAAGAAGGCUUGUGUAUUGCAGGAUGAAUUACAGGGAAGUUAUCUAGUGAUGCAACCGUGGGUUGAGAAGGUUUUGCCGUGGGUAAAAUCGAUGGGUAGUGCCAUGUGGAACUCUUCACUUGAGCUAAACUCGUGGGCCGUGGCGUCACCGGGGGAGGGCCGUGGCAAAAAGGGAAGACAAGCAGUCCAUCAAAUAGCACGACGGGGAUGUCAAGCAUAUUCUGAUAUAGAAUUUGGUCCUGUGGAACGAGAGCAAAAGAGGAUUAGAGUGAAUGAAAAUGAGACAGUUGAAGAUUCCUCUCCCAUUACCAUUCCUCUAUACCAGUGUUCAUAUUCCUCAAAUAUCAAUUCUGCAACUCCAGCUGUUAAAUUUUCAGGACAUAAAGAACAAAGAGAUACCAUCGGUCUUAAAACCCCUUCUAAUGAUAGCACUGAAGUGCUUGAGGAUGACGAAGAAGUCAAAUUUAAUUUAGAAAAUAUUUCCAGUGAAUUGAAGCGCGAACCAACGGUUGAA
Messenger RNA from Acaulospora colombiana, 717 nucleotides. Lineage: Eukaryota; Fungi; Glomeromycota; Glomeromycetes; Diversisporales; Acaulosporaceae. The record is from the annotation of a GenBank genome assembly.